This is a messenger RNA of Ruditapes philippinarum (Manila clam), 2953 nucleotides long. RefSeq names its product neuropilin and tolloid-like protein 2. The record is from RefSeq and is a predicted model, not a curated record. The transcript is spliced from 6 exons. Gene Ontology annotation, molecular function: protein binding. The coding region runs from base 104 to 1015 and encodes 303 amino acids. Lineage: Eukaryota; Metazoa; Mollusca; Bivalvia; Venerida; Veneridae.
GACGGUGUAAAUUUAUAACUGAUCGAUAGCAACGUGUCUAAUCGCGAUCAACAGUCAAAUAUGGCGUCUACAGAUCUAUAAAAGUGACAUUUUAAAAACAAAAAUGAAAGGAUUAAUCUUAUGUUUUAAUAUAUUCUGUUUGUUCCUUUCUUUGCCGUCUUUCUCAUUAUCUAUUAAUGGAGGUUACCUAAAUCUGAUAUGUAACACUACAUCUUAUGUCGGGACCAGCCGGAAGUUGGAAUCGUCCACUUCCCUCUUCUAUGAACCAGAUACAUCAUGUUACCACUCAGUGACAGUCGACGCGUCCAAAAAGGUCAUGCUUCUAAUGAGACGCUUUGAUCUAGAGACGGAAGUUAAAGGGGCGUGCGUCGAUUUGGUCAACAUUCACGACGGCCCUACUACGACGGACACCACGCUCAACAGCAGUCCAUUAUGUGGUGAACUGCCAGUGUCGAACUAUACCUCCUCUAGCAACUCUAUGACGAUCUGGUUUCAAACAGACUCUACUGGAAAUAGGCACGGGUUCGAUUUCAUUUUUGUCGCCGUGACAGCAGCACCGUGUUCGUCGGGACAGUUUUCGUGUAAUAAUAGUGUAUGUAUUGACGGUUCUUUACAAUGUACUGUAUACAAUGAGUGCGGAGAUAAUACCGACGAGGAAAACUGCGUUUACCAGACACUAAAUGGUGUAGAAAUGGAUGAAAACGCCCCGCUGAUCAUUGGUCUUACUAUUGGACUCUUCAUUGCCGCCAUCAUUGGAAUAAUUAUCGGACUUUGGUGUUGGAAGCAGAACCGCUGGCGGUUGUUUGCAAACCGCCCUCUAACGGCAAAAGAAGUCGUGUUUGAUGAGACUACGUACACCACUGCAUACCCUGUGACAAAGGUCUACUAUAAGGAAAGGUAUCAAGACGUGUAUACCAACCCGACGAAGUCAUACACAGAAGGUAGCUCGAGCACGUUAACAUUCAACGAACAAGCGUCUACAUCCACAAGAAAAGACGCCAACGUGUACGAAUGACGUCAACCAGAAUGAAAAUGAGCCGCGUCACGACAAAACCAACGUAAUGCGUUUGCGACCAGCAUGGAUCUAGACCAGCCUGCGCAUUCGCGCAGUCUGAUCAGGAUCCAUGCUGUUCGCUAACAAACCCUAUUACAAGUAGAGAAACUGAUUGCGAACAGCAUGGAUCCUGAUCAGACUGUCCGGAGGCGCAGGCUGGUCUGGAUCCAUGCUGGUCGCAAACCCAUUAUGUUGGUUUUGUCAUGACGUGGCUCAUUAAUUUGAUUUUACGUUAUAGAAAUUAUCGUUGUUUUAACUUUGUUUUGGGAUUGUUGUAUAUAAAUCACUUUUAGCCAGUGUCAAUAAGCAUUUAUGAAUGGGAAAGUAUCUAUGCUUUGCCAAGGUUUGAAGUUUGUCAAUAUAAUCUUAUUUUGAAUAUUUUGUAACAUUAUGAUGAUGAAAGAAUAAAGGUUUGUAUAUUAUUACAAAUGUAAAAUUAAAGAAAAUAUUCCAGUUUUAAUUGCAAAGUUUAUAGAGACAUAACACGCUUGCGGUUGACCUGUUGACUAUCAUUUGUUACAGGUUGUUAUAUAUAAUAUAAUUUAUGAUAUUAUUUUUUAUAAUCUAAUGUAUGUCUUUUUUAUAAAUAAUAAUUUACGUAAAUGUUACAAAUGCAUUUAAACAGAUUCGCAGGCGAAUUCUCUUUCCAUUUUUUUGUAAAUUUGUAAUUAAAUAGUUGUUGAUUCAUUGUCCAUAAAAAUUGUUUACUAAAAAUAUUUAAUCGUUUUAAGAGCUUUAUUUUUUAUAUUCUUAUCAAAUAUAUUAAUAUUAUGUUGGUGCAAUUGUUAAAUCAAAUCUUCCUUAUUUAAUAUUAAUAAUUAAAUGGCUUAUCAGUAAAACGCUUUCUUGAGUUGAAACUAUUAGAACAUGAUGAAAAUUUCGGUCCCAGUUUUUAAGUUGUUCUUAAUUGAUCUCGGAUUUUAAUAACUUGAUUUAGUGUUUCAUGUCAUAAAUCACAAAAUUUCUAAAGGUAAGCGUGUAAAAAAUAUUGAAUAAAGAAUGCAUAGUUUCUAAUCAAUCAACUAAAACAGCCCAAUUAUUUAAACACUGUAAUUCAUCAUAAAUAUAGUAUGUACUGUAAACAUUGGACAAAUGUAUUUUGUUAUAAAUACAGCACUUUAUAUCUAAUUUAUGUCUUAGUAAUUAUUAACACGAAUCUGUCAUUUUUUAUACUCUUACAACAUCAUUGUUGAUGAUUUUCAAUGUUAGAUAUUAUUGUUACAAGGUUAAAUCUUAUCAUAUAUUAUCUUGAGUUGUAUGUUCAAGUCUUUAAUAAACUUCUGUUCGGUUCUAAAUUGCAUAUAAUAGUAGUUUGGCAGUGCUUUGCUCAGAAGAACAAAUAUCACAAAGCAACGUCUUCUUUGUAAGACUAUUAAUAUCUGUGAGUUUUACCAAAAAUCAAUCAAAUACUAGAAAUGUUAUCAUGAAAUAACUUUACACAGUAAUUCUUAAUAAACUAAACAUGAUGUAUAUUCUAUAGAAGGAAUUAAAGCAUGUUUUAGGCCCUAUUUAAUUUGUCCUUGAAAUCGUGCCGUAUAUUUUACAGAAACAAACAUUUGUGCUUUUCAUAUUCUUCUUAGUCCAUUGUAUACUCAUCAAUAUUUGACUAUUACCUUAGUUGGUAACAUAAUUGUAAAUGUCUACAUAAGUCGUCCCGUUUCAAAUUGUGUAGUCAAAAAGUAUUGUUUUUAUCGUUAUUCAGUUCCCUUUAUGCAUCAAUAUUAAAUCUUUAAUUAAGAUGUCAAAAAUAUUCACAUUUUGCCGAAAAGACAAUAUGCAAUAAGAUGUUUUCUUUUUAUUGGACCCCAUGUCUUAACAAAUAUAAUUCAUAUCUAAUGCCUUUAUGAUAUCUUCCUUAUUUCUUAAUAACACUUAAUGCAAAUAAAUUGUAGUUUCUUU